AUGGAUUUUGUCAAUGGACGAGCGGGGGAUGCCGCCGACCAUGGCAUACACUCGUCGCAUGGCCAACCUACUGCUUGCGGCACGAGACAAAAUCCUGUCGGCGAGAACUGGAUGAUCAAACAAAAGUGGGGGGUUCUUGAUGAGGAUAUCUACAACUUCGAUGAAACCGGUUUCCAGAUGGAAGUCAUUGCAGGCGAGAGACCUUACGAGGCAAGCUACACCAGGCAAGCUGGUACGAAUCCUGCGUGCCAGAUGACUGGCAUAUUGGCGUCAGUGAGAAAGGCUGGACUUCCCGACGACCUGGGUCUGCAGUGGUUGAAGGAGGUUUUUGAUCCAAGCACACGACGGCGUACAGUCGGUACACACCGACUACUCAUUCUCGACGGACACGGCAGCCAUGUAGCACCGGAAUUCGACCAGUACUGCACAGCCAAUUCCAUUGUCGUCGUCCAAAUGCCGACCCAUUCCUCGCACCUGUUGCAGCCUUUUGAUGUGGGGUGCUUUUCGCCAUUAAAAACGAUAUACGGCCGCAAGGUCCAAGAAAAAAUGCUGGCGGGUAUCAACCACAUCGACAAACAUGAGUUCCUUCCCCUGUACUUGGAGGCUCGCCGACAGGCACUCUCGUCGUCGAAUAUCCGAAGUGGAUGUAUGGCGACGGGCCUUCGCCCGUUCAAUCCAAGUCAGGUAUUAACCAAAUUACAAGUUCAGGUUGGCAAACGCAAUGAUAGCAACGGCUGGCAAGGCGAUGAGCACACACCUAGUCCACAGAAAGGCCAGUCCGUUUGCAAGACCCCGUACAACAUCAAUCAGCUUGCUACUCACACCGACGCUCUCCUCCAGCGUUGGCCGCAAAUUCAAGAUUCGCCAGUUUCACAAGCAAUCUACCAACUGAUCAAAGGGUGUCAGAUGGCCAUGCACAGCGCCAUCCUACUCGCAGACGAAAACUGUCAAUUGCGGUCAGAAAAUCAGCGGCAAAACGGAAAAAGGAAGUCCGGCGAGAAUAUAUAG
Beauveria bassiana ARSEF 2860 is the source of this 1008-nucleotide messenger RNA. Its product is annotated as transposase-like protein. The record is from RefSeq and is a predicted model, not a curated record. Bases 1 to 1008 code for a protein of 335 amino acids. Gene Ontology annotation, molecular function: DNA binding. Lineage: Eukaryota; Fungi; Ascomycota; Sordariomycetes; Hypocreales; Cordycipitaceae. The transcript has 3 exons. Gene Ontology annotation, cellular component: nucleus.